Messenger RNA from Medioppia subpectinata, 923 nucleotides. The record is from the annotation of a GenBank genome assembly. NCBI's taxonomy places the organism in Eukaryota, Metazoa, Arthropoda, Arachnida, Sarcoptiformes, Oppiidae.
AAAAUUAACAAAAAUCAUAUAAAAAUAAUCCAGUUACAUUUAUUACCACAUUAUGUUAUUAACGAGUAUUAUAACCGUAUUUAUGGCGUUCAUAGGGCGAGGGUAUGGCGAGUGGGCGCUCGUAUGGGAAGACAACUUUGAUGGCCAAUCACUUGAUAAGACCAAAUGGACGUAUGAAACGGGAGCCGAACCAAAGUGGGGCAAUCAUCAGCUCCAGUACUAUACGGAGGACAGGCGUGAAAACGUGAGGGUAGAAAAUGGCCAUUUGGUAAUCGAGGCCCGGCCGGAGCCGAUGGACAAAAGCCAGUUUACUUCGGGCCGAUUGCACACAAACAACGGCUGGACUCGGGGCCGGUUUGUGGUGAGCGCUCGGCUGCCCAAAGGCAAACACUUGUGGCCAGCGGUUUGGAUAAUGCCUACACAAAACACAUAUGGAAACUGGCCGGCCAGCGGUGAUAUUGACAUAUUCCAGUUCAGGGGCCAGAAGUCGGACACAGUUGAGGCCAAAGCCCAGUACGGCGGGCCCUACCCUAAUCACACGGUCUCUGUGAGCCCUUUGACUAAGUUUACUGACUUGAGUGUCGGUUUUCAUACGUUUACAUUUGAAUGGGACGAGACUGAGAUGCGUUGGUUAGUCGAUGGCCAGCAAUACUUUAUGGUCGAUGUGCACCGGGAUCUCUGGUCACAUAAGGGCGUCGACCCCUACACACAAAUCGGACAGCCCUUUGAUAAACCCUUUUAUUUGAUAUUGAAUGUGGCGGUCGGCGGAGACUAUUUUCCCGUCGAUGUGUACGGACCACAAGUGACCCCCGAAGAGGCCAAACAGUGGCCUAAGCCCACGAUGGAAGUGGACUUUGUAAGAGUGUAUCAACAGAAAUAAGCGCCUCCAAUGGCCCCCACCCUUGACUUUCAACUUUAUCUAU